CGCUUCAUGUCACGUUCGCUGAAAUAAAAUGCUGCAAAUACAUUAGGGUGAAGCUGUAACGGCCCCGAGCAUCAGCUCCCUCCCUGACUCUGACCUUAGUUGCCCUGAUGUUCUGGUCAGAUGUCAGACCAACUGCUCAGUUCUAGAGAGAUUUCAAGCGAGGUCCCAGCUGAAGUUCUCCUGAUGUGGUAACAGCUCCCCAGAAACCCAGACCAGAUUGUCUAUUUUGGCAAACGUGUGGUCCUAGUGGUCAGAAAAUCAAGAGAAACGACUCUGCUCUUAGCUGAUACUGAAAAAGUAAAGCAACUAAAUCACUCUUUGGCCACUUGCUGGCUUUCGCUUUGUCUCUCUUCUUCUUGAGACGGAUAAACACAUGGGCUCUGUUGCGGCUCUGUUCUCGUCGUUUGCCCUCCUCUCCUGGUUUGGUUGCUUAAAUCGGCGAGCACUAGUGGGCGUGAGCAUGCGAGUGUGUGUCGGUGCUCCUAGGGCGCAUGCGAACUGAGGCCCAAAGGGGAAAAGCCCUCCACAAAGAUCUAAGCCAGCUGCCCUGCUUUAAACACUCACUGCAGGCGGCUGGACGCGAGGGCAAACCUGUGUGCAUCCUGGGAGAAGACCAUUCCAGCCUCUCAGCAGCGACGCUCAGUAAAAGCUCCGCUAAGAAGUCUCCUGCUUCAGAUCUACUGCGCUCACAGGGCACUUGCCCUGAGAGGGGGGUGUUCGCGCAACCUGACCUCCGGGGUUAAGCGCAGUCAGUUUGUGUGAGGCUCUGUGGAGGAGGGGAGGAGGAAACCGGAGGUAGGAGGCCUCCGUGGGGCUUCUGCACCGCUGAAGAGGAGACGACGCAGCCGCCAGGAAGCAGGAACACAAGGACAUGGCCACGGGAGAAAUCACCACACUUCCCUCCACACCUGAAGACGGCGGCGGCGGCGGCUUUCCUCCUGGGAGCUUCAAGGACCCCAAGAGGCUGUACUGUAAAAACGGAGGCUUCUUCUUGAGAAUAAGGUCGGACGGGGGAGUGGAUGGGAUCCGGGAGAAAAACGACCCCCAUAUAAAGCUCCAACUCCAGGCGACCUCCGUGGGGGAGGUGAUCAUUAAAGGAGUCUGUGCCAACCGUUAUCUGGCGAUGAACAGAGACGGGCGACUCUUUGGAGCGAGACGAGCUACAGACGAGUGCCACUUUCUAGAGCGGCUCGAGAGCAACAACUACAACACGUACCGCUCCAGGAAGUACCCCAACAUGUACGUGGCCCUGAAGCGCACCGGCCAGUACAAGUCUGGAAACAGAACCGGACCGGGUCAGAAGGCCAUUCUCUUCCUUCCCAUGUCGGCCAAGUGCUAAGCUAGAAAUAUUAACGUCUCAGUGGCAACGACAAACACGAAUAUGUGACGGCAAUGAAGAUAAAGUGUCCCAUCAACAUUGCCCAAAAUAGCUGUGAUGCUUCCGAAUGCCAUGCUCAAGUAAUUAUUACUAGCAUUAUUUUCCCAGAACCUUUAUCAACUUUUAUUAUUCAGCUUUACCUGCAAACAGUGGCACAUUCACACCAGACUGACUCCAAGUAAAACCAAUAAUCUGCAGCCUUUUAUGCUUCCAGAGAAAAAAACCGAAAGACUGAGAUCGA
Molecule: messenger RNA, 1619 nt
Organism: Betta splendens (Siamese fighting fish)
Lineage: Eukaryota; Metazoa; Chordata; Actinopteri; Anabantiformes; Osphronemidae
Gene: fgf2
Product: fibroblast growth factor 2
Exons: 3
Coding region: 872-1339 (155 amino acids)
Biological process (GO): regulation of cell migration; fibroblast growth factor receptor signaling pathway; positive regulation of cell population proliferation
Cellular component (GO): cytoplasm
Molecular function (GO): growth factor activity; fibroblast growth factor receptor binding
Source: RefSeq, a predicted model, not a curated record